AUGUGGGCCAUUCACCUACUAUCACUCGCAUCAGGCGCAGCAGCUGUCCAGCAACUCAUCCCACGAUUGUCCUUUGCAGACGUAUGCAUCGGCAAACCUUCCCCAGACAUCAUUGACCCGAAGACGGUCAUCCAUCUACGCGAGUACAUCUGUCCCGCUUUGACAGGCGGUGAGGCCAGGUAUUCCAGCUCAGAUGUGACCUUGGAACCACCGCAUCCGCCACCCUUUGCCUUUCGACCAGCGUCACCUGAAUUUGAGUCGACCAACCACUGCGUCGACCAGUAUUGCGUCUUCCACAACCAAAGGUUCGCUCACGGACGUGGCAUGGUAGCCAUCACCACUGCCCGCAACAUCCAACGCCUCCAGGCUCUUCACAAAAAGUCGCCCCCUGAUCUUAUUCCACAUGUGGAUGAAUACGAUCCCACCCACCUACCAUACCACGAGGCGGCCAUUCCAGGGAAGGGAUUAGGCUUGGUGGCAAACGAGAAGCUUUCCCCAGGAACCACCGUCAUGUCCCUCUACCCUGCCCUCAUUGUCCACCGGACCUUCUUCGACCAAAUCCCUGCUUCGGCCCAAGCCCCGUUGCUCUCCGCGGCCGUUGACCUCCUCCCCGAACCCCUUCGGAAACGCUUCCAAGAACAAAUGGCGCACUUUUCGGGGGAUCAAAUCCACUCCAUCAUCCAGACUAACUCCUUCCAAAUGGACCUCAGCACCAAAGCCCCGGAGGGCGGCCACCACUACGGCAACUGGCCUGAGGUCAGCAGGUUCAACCACGACUGCCGCCCCAAUGUCGUUUUUCAAAUCAACCCGAAAACCCUACAGCACGUCACCACCGUUGUCCGAGAGGUGAAGCCGGACGAGGAACUGACAAUUUCUUAUCUCGAUCAAAUGGACAUGACGGAAAACCGGAAGAUGAGGGCGUUUCAUGCUUGGGGGUUUGACUGCUCUUGUGCUGUUUGUGCGGGGAGCGCGAAGGAGAUUAAAAAGUCGGAUAGGAAUUUGGAGGAGAUCAAAAAGAUUGAGGGGAAACUGAGCGGGUUUACGGAUAAGGUGGAUAGGAAGUUGUUGGAGAGGUUGGUGAGGUUGUAUCAGGAGGAGAGGUUGGAGAGUAAGAUUGCGGGAGGGUUGACGUUGGUGGCGUUGAAUUAUAAUAUGUUGGGGGAUGCGAAGAAUGCGGUCAGGUAUGCCAAGUUGGCGGAGGAGGCGGUGGUGAGGGAGUUUGGGGAGGGGAAUGGGGAUGUGAAGGCUAUGAGGGAGUUGGGGAGGGAUCCGAGGGGGCAUUUUACUUGGAGGGGGAGGGCUGGGAGGUGA
Molecule: messenger RNA, 1311 nt
Organism: Podospora pseudocomata
Lineage: Eukaryota; Fungi; Ascomycota; Sordariomycetes; Sordariales; Podosporaceae
Product: SET domain-containing protein 5
Exons: 1
Coding region: 1-1311 (436 amino acids)
Molecular function (GO): protein binding
Source: RefSeq, a predicted model, not a curated record